This is a messenger RNA of Misgurnus anguillicaudatus (oriental weatherfish), 1445 nucleotides long. NCBI's taxonomy places the organism in Eukaryota, Metazoa, Chordata, Actinopteri, Cypriniformes, Cobitidae. The record is from RefSeq and is a predicted model, not a curated record.
UUGAGGACACUGCAAAUAUACACAGAAAGUACUUAUAUAGAUAUAUUCUAAAUGCAUACAUAGCCUACAGUACACUCAACUUCCUAUUUCAAUGUGCAAGUGAAACAAGUGUCAAGUUGGUCCACUUUCCAUCUGACAAUCCUUCAGCACGGUCAUCAUGCAAGGCACAGACGGCUCUCAAUCAAACUUCACACAAUGGACCCCUGAGAGUAAGACAAGUGGUGCCAUUUUUGGGAUAUGCAUGAUACUUGGCAUCCCAGGAAAUUUGGCGGUAGUGGUGAUUAUAUUAACAUGCUUCAAAAAGAAAUCCUUCACUUUACAUCUGAUGCUCAAUUUGGCUGUGUCUGACAUCAUAUGCUUGCUCACAAUGCCACUCUGGAUCAAUAAUCAAUUGAAUGGCUGGAAUCUCGGUAAAUCUGCCUGCAGGCUCUUUAUCGUCAUACUCUACGUAAGUGUUGUUUCCAACCUUCUGACGGUCACGCUGAUGAGUGUUCAACGUUAUCUGCAGGUUCUGUAUACUCACCAGUGGGCCAAGCUGGGCAGAAGAGGAGAAAAGGCUCUACUGGUCAGUCUGUGGACAAUAUCCCUUGUCAUUUCUGGACCGUAUUCGUUAAUGUAUGAUGCUGGAGAAAAAGGAUGUGAGAUUUCCAUAUUAUCCGGAGCUGAGAGGUUAUUCGUUUUGUGUUUUGAGACUGUGUUAUGCUUCAUCGUUCCAUUCUUUACAAUGCUAAUCUUUUACUUCUAUCUUCAUAAGAAAGUAAACCAAAAGGCAUUCUUGAGACACCAACGGAUGACUAAAAUGGUCACUUGCAUUUUGGUGGCUUUUUUUGUAUUGUGGGUCCCUUACCAUAUUUUUAAUCUUGUUGAGAUAACGGCCAUAAUAUUGAAGUUUUCAUACCAACACACAUCUGAGAAGUUGCUUGACUUGACACAGCGUCACAGACACAUUGUUGAAGGCUUUGCCUCCUUCAACACCUGCGUGAACCCGUACCUCUAUGCUUUUUCAUUUAAAAGACUUCGAAGAAAAGAUAAACAGCCAGAGAAAGACAAUAAUGGUACUAAGUGUUCCAGCGAAAUGUAUUGAUGUAAUAAAAUGAAAAUAUUGUGUGAAUGUUGAGUAAAUGCAAAUUUGUUACUUGGACACAAUUUACAUUUCAUGCCAUUUUAUGCAUUUUAAAAUAACACAUUUUGUGUAUUUUAACUUCAUUAACUUAAUACAAAUAUUAAUUGCAUUGGUUAUGCUGAUUCAAACCAUGAAUUUUAAACCAAAUGAUCGUUUUGGUCUGUUUGGUUGCCAGUGCAUUAAUUGACUUCACAAAACGGAUGUGGCUGCAAUACAUAUUUAGUAUGUCUAUUAGACACAGUUGUACAGUAUUGUUAGGUUUCUAAUGUUCCUGUUCCUGCUUGUGCAAAGUAGAAUGACCUAAUAAAGAAAUGUUUAAUGA